AUGGCGAAAACGCCGCUCAACAAGAUGUUGCUCCCGAAUUACUCACCGAGAUUUUAUCACAGCACGGGCGGCUCAGAGAGCACCAAGUGCCUCUUAGUCGACGAGAGCAUCGAAAAUUCUAACGAAUAUGCUUUGAGAGGCAAGAACAAAGCAUCUACUUUACGUCGCGGGCUGAAGUGGAUUCAGGGAGCAUACCAUACACUCAGGGGAGAGUCCUUGCAGGAAUUGAGCACCGUUGGGGCCUCAGAAAGCGACAUUGUGGUCGCUCUCCCCAGCGAGCAUGGCAUCACCUGCGGUGAUUGCGAGACCUAG
Verruconis gallopava is the source of this 312-nucleotide messenger RNA. RefSeq lists its product as uncharacterized. The record is from RefSeq and is a predicted model, not a curated record. The transcript has a single exon. Lineage: Eukaryota; Fungi; Ascomycota; Dothideomycetes; Venturiales; Sympoventuriaceae. Bases 1 to 312 code for a protein of 103 amino acids.